AUGUCCGGCCAGGAAAAAGAAUUGGUGGACUUCGAGCACGAGAAGGACCAGCAACAAGACCAGGGGCCCCAGCGGUCCUCGGGCGGCUCGGGUAGCUCUUCGGAGGAUGUGGAGGACGAGUCGAGGAUCUGGCGCCGCCCCCGGUUCCGUUUGGCUCGGGUGCAGGCCUUGCUUCAGGAUGCGUCUUCGGAGGACCUGUCUGCUGCCUUUCGUGACGGAGACAUCACUCUUCGAGAUAUUGUGUCAACGUGUUUGUCGUCCGAUGUCCCUCGUCCCGUGCCCCCCUUCGACCUAGAUAUGUCGCACGAGGAAAUUUCUCGCUUGCCCCCCGAUGACUACGACGCAUUGCUCCAACUUAGCGAACACUGGCACGGGCGUUUGACGGAGAAUCUUCGCGCGGAGGCGGAGGCGGUGGCAGAGAAAGCGGCUGCAGAGGAAGCAGCGGCGGCAGCAGCGGCGAGAGCGGAGGCGGAGCGAGUGGCUCCGGAGCAAGCGGCGGCGAAGCAAGCGGCGGCGAAGGAAGCGGAUGCAGCAGCAACGGCGGCAGCGGUGGAGGAGAAAGCGGCUGCGGAACAAGCGCAGUUUGAAGAACGUCUUCGCCAGGGGCACAGGCAGUCGGCGGAUAUCGCGUUUCUUCAUCGCAGCGUCGGGAUGCCCUCUCGCGAUGUCACGUUCCACCACCAAGACCAAUCCGACGCGGACACUGCCUGGGGAGCCUGUCGCCAAGUCGUCCUGGAUGCCGUUCGCCCAACGCCCAUCUCGCAGGUUACCUUCGGCACCCUCUUCAACAAAGGGUUCAUCAAGAAACUCACGCCCUUCCAGCAGCAAAACGUUUUCAGGCUUGCACAUGCUUUACGACGGGCUACUUUCCGCGAUGAACCUCAAGGAUCUAUCCUGGUCACCCCGAGUGGUGGCUUACAGCCGCCUCUCAACCGCGCGGCCUCGACCACCGACCAGCGUGAUAUCACCAGCUCGAACUACGGCAAGGCGACCCAACGGGACUCAUCUCACUUCAGCCGUGGCUCGGGCGAGGGGCGCAAUCACUCGGAGUUUACGGCACCGGCGUCUUCAACGUCGGAUGAGGAUUCCACGAGUCACAAAUCGGCCUCCGGUUGUGGUUCCGGAGACGGUCUCCACCCGUACGUCGCCGCGGAAGGAGAAGAAGCCGGAGCGCCGUUAGGAGCCGGACCCACAGGUCUCCGCCAGCGCGUCGUCGCAGCUGGAGCAGGAGCCGGAGCGAGGAUCGGAGCAGGGCUAACAGGGUCUUCCACGGGCGCCAGAGUGUGGAAGGACGCCCUGGAUGCUGCGGACGGCGCUGCUGCAGAGGCAGACAUCAUCCAUAUUCAAGACAAGAUGGACAAGCUGAAGCCGGAACAACUUGAUGGUGUUAACCGUUUGCCCCUUGGUCCCGAUCCUGACGAAUUUGCUCGUUUCGCGUCUAGCUGCCAGCUCGUCGUCGCAGAAAUCCUCACCAAAACCGAUGUCAAGCGUCAACAUAACUUCCAUUUUACCACCUGGGUCAGCGGAUGGCUUCCAUUGUUGCGCAAACGUGUCCGUGCUACUGUCGUUGAAGGUCAACCAAGCAACCGUACCACCAUGGAAUUUCUCAAUGACAUCUUCCAACAGGUAGAAGCUCAUCUGCGCAAGGACCCAGCGGGGCCCUCGACGCACACAUGUUUCAUCCAGAAACUGGCGGGCGCAUGGGGCUUCCAAGACAAGAGCUCCGGGGAUUGAUCGUCUUCGUAGUUUUGGAGUGCCCAACGGGGAAACUUUCCGAGAGUACAUUCGUCAGUUUAAGGCUUGACUGAAACUGUCAUGGUCUCAUCACCCGUUCAAGCAUUCGGAUGCGCAAGUGCAAAACAGCUGUUCGGGACUCAUGUUGAAGCAGUUUCCGGUUUUGUCUAGGCAGUUGCGUAAGGUUGAACAGCUCACCAUUGAGGCCCCGUGUGGACGGCAUGACUCUUGCUUGGGCGACAUGUGGGACUUGUGGACAAGCGUGUGAUAGUACACACGCCCGAUGUGAAUGGAGAGAGUUCUUUUCCUGUGUCUUCGAUGAACCUUGGGAAUUCGGCUGCUGUUUCGCGUGCGGUAGCUUCAUCGGCGUUGAGUUCGACUGCACCUCCUUUUUUGGAGCAAGGACUCUUCGCUUGCUGUGAUGAGUGUUGACCCUCUACCAAACAAUGAUCGGGACAUCGGGACCCUUUUUUGCUGCACUAUUCACAUAGUCUAGACCGUUGGUUUUACGGGGAUAUGUGUGUGGAGAGUUCCCUAGAUUG
Messenger RNA from Ectocarpus sp. CCAP 1310/34, 2276 nucleotides. The record is from the annotation of a GenBank genome assembly. Lineage: Eukaryota; Phaeophyceae; Ectocarpales; Ectocarpaceae.